AUGGCGCCUUCCGCGCCCCUUGCGCGCGCAUCACUCGUGGCGCUGCCUCCGCUCCUGCUGCUGCUCUCUCUCGUCGCGCCGUGCCUCGCCGAUCAAGGCGAAUUCGACCCAGUCUACAUAGUCCGCCUUAAAGACCCACCCGUCACCGCAUAUUCCGGCGGAAUCGCCGGCUACCCGGCCACCUCGCCGGCCACCACCGCCGCGAACGCGCUCGGCAGGCUAGCGAAAUCGGCGAAGCAGCUGUGGAAGAAGCGGACGAAGCUGAACGCUCGCGCGCCGAACGUGAAGGCGUUUGUGAAGUUUCUCAAGAACCAGCAGAAGAAGAUUGCGCAGGACGUGGGUGUUGCCACUAACAAGCUCAUUCACAGCUACACCCACGUGGAGAACGGGUUCGCGGCGGUGCUCUCGCCGAAGCAGGUCCGCAGUCUGCAGACCCACCCGGACGUCGCGGCCGUCACGCAGAGCGUGCGCCUGGCGCCCUCCACCACGCACUCCCCGCAGUUCCUGCGCCUUCCGCAGUCGCUCUGGGCCUCCGCGGGCGGGGAGACGUCGGCGGGGGAAGACGUGGUGGUGGGCGUGAUCGACUCGGGGAUCUGGCCCGAGCACGCGUCGUUCGCCAACACGGACGUGAACCCGUACGGCGACCCGCCGGCGUCGUUCAAGGGGGAGUGCCAGACGACGGCGGACUUCCCCGCGUGCAACGGCAAGGUCGUGGGCGCGCGCUUCUUCAACGCGGCGUUUAACAAGGAGGUCAAGGGCAAGAUCGACUUCUCUAAGGACUUCAACUCGCCGCGCGACACCGACGGCCAUGGCACGUGGUGUGCCAGCGCGGCGGCGGGCAACAACGGCGUCGCCAUAGGCGACCUCACGGCGAGCGGCAUGGCGCCGCGCGCGCGCCUCGCGGUGUACAAGAUCUUCUGGACGCACGCGGGCAGCAUGUGGGCCAACUCCGCGGACGUCAACGCUGCCGUGAAUGCCGCCGUGGCGGAUGGCGUGGAUGUGCUCAGCCUGUCGUUCGGAGGCGUGGAUACGCGCGCCACGUACUUCGACGACCUGCCGUUUCUCAACGCGCACGCCGUACGUCUGCUGCUCGUUGUACAUCAAAGUCAGUUUUCCUUCCACUUCCUUUCCUCCCUCUCACAUCCCCUUCCCUCCUCCCCUUCCCUCCUCCCCUUUCCUCCUCCCUUUCGCCAGGCGGGCGUGGUGGUGGCGUUCGCAGCGGGCAAUGCAGGCAGUGUGCACCCGGCCAGGGGGGAGUACCGCCUUAUUGACAACUUCGCGCCGUGGUAUCUCUCCGUGGGAGCCAGCACGAUAAGCAUCUACACAGACAUGGCAGGCGAAGAAAUCACGGCCCUGACCAAAAAGGCUCCCAGCUCCGAUCCCAAUGCCGGCGCUGACAGCGCCGACUCACUGGCCACGUCUGGAACCUCCAGCAGCGGCAGCAGCAGUGGUGCUGCCGAUACUGAUGCUGGUGCUGGUGCUGAUGCUGAUGCUGACGCUGAUGCCGAUGCUGGGUCUGGUGUGGCCACCAAGUCUGACGGGCCCGUCACAGUCUCUUCCAAGGAACUCAAAGGCUUGAUCUUCACUGAGUCCCCUGACACCCCCGACGAGGCGCCUAUUCUCGCGCCUUUCUCUUCCACCGGCCCUGUAGCCGCGCCAGCCGCUGCCCCGGCGCCCGGGCGGCCCACUAACGACAUCCUUAAACCCGACAUCAUCGCUCCUGGCGUUCAGCUCUGGGGCGCCGCGCCCAGCCCCUCACUAACCGACUAUGACGACUAUUUUAAGAGACUCUCGGGGACGUCGAUGGCUACACCGCAUGUUGCGGGAAUCGCGGCGCUUAUAAUCCAGCAGAAGCCUUCGUGGACUCCAGCUCAGGUCAUGUCAGCAAUGAUGACCACGGCAAGCGUGACAAACAACAAGGAAGCGCUGAUUCGGACGAUGGCGAAAGGGCGCCAGUCGCCUCCAACAGGCGACCGCGUCGCGAACCCGUGGGAGAUCGGCGCGGGGCACGUGAACCCUAUGAGUGUUCUCGACCCCGGCCUGACGUACGACUCCAAUGAGACGGAAUACAGGAAUUUCCUCGCGGGCGUGAAUAUGAAUCAAGCGAAGAAGGAGUUCCGUUCGAUGACAGUGAAGGCCAUCCGCGCGUGCAAUCUCAACCAUGACCAGGGGCACAUAGUGCGGUCUCCUAUAGCCGUUCAGCCCAUAAAGUAA
This is a messenger RNA of Closterium sp. NIES-65, 2214 nucleotides long. The record is from the annotation of a GenBank genome assembly. NCBI's taxonomy places the organism in Eukaryota, Viridiplantae, Streptophyta, Zygnematophyceae, Desmidiales, Closteriaceae.